Molecule: messenger RNA, 969 nt
Organism: Aspergillus terreus NIH2624
Lineage: Eukaryota; Fungi; Ascomycota; Eurotiomycetes; Eurotiales; Aspergillaceae
Exons: 2
Coding region: 1-969 (322 amino acids)
Molecular function (GO): acetyltransferase activity
Source: RefSeq, a predicted model, not a curated record
AUGUCAGACUACACCACUACACAACUAACCCGGUACCUGGAGUACCUCUCGCUGCCAUCGUGCUAUGCGGAGUACAUCCAGCAGCCCGCAACAUUUCCAAAACGGGAGGAUGCGCUCAAAGAUCUCUUCCGCGGCCACAUCACACUCUUCCCGUAUGAAAACUUGACCCUCUAUUACUCCAGCACCAACCCGGUGAUUAUCCGGCCGGAUGUUGUCUACAACAAAAUGAUGGGGCCGGAUGGAGCCAGCCCAACACGGCGUGGUGGCUACUGUUUCGAAGUGAACAUCUUUCUUCACCAUAUUCUCAAGGGUCUCGGUUUCUCCGUGUAUAUGACCGGGGUGAGGAAUCGGAAACGAGUCGACGGCGUCCCUGUGGGCGACUUCAUGGGGUGGGUGCACGGCGUGAAUAUCGUAGAGCUCCCGUCAGGCAGCUCGUUCCUGGUGGACGCUGCCUUUGGCGGCGACGGUCCCACUUCGCCUCUGCGCCUGGUUUCUGGAUCUAUCUCCCAAAAUCUAGGCGCCCAGGAUGUGCGGCUGGUAAAGGGCAAUCUUCCUGGGCAGACUCGAAGAGAGCCUGAGUAUUGGCUCUACCAGUACCGGAACGGCCCCGAGAGGGAAUGGAACUCCUGCUAUUGCUUCACGGAGGUGGAAUGGUUCCACCAAGACUUCGAGGUCAUCAAUCGGUUUACGAGCUGGGAAAUGCUGGAUCGUGGCCAAGUGCUUGCGGUCAAAUUCAUUAGGAACGGCGAGAAGGGUGAAGUGGCGCAGUACCUACACGGCCUGUCGGGGUCAUCGGGGGAUAAAGACGGCGUUCAUGUGGUCGGAAAAUUGAUGCUGGUGGACAAGGCGCUUAAACUGAAUACGGGAGGGAAGACAAGAGUCAUCGAGAGAUAUGAGACCGAAGAAGAGAGGCUGCAAGCGCUCCAGAGAUGGUUCAUGAUAUCUAUUCGAUAUGAAUCAACGCCGUGA